GGUGGGUCACUGUUUGUACUAGCUACUCACGAAUAAAUCGAUUUUAUCUCUGAGUUCAAAAAUGGUCAUUCGAUUUCCUUUAUUUAGAUCGAUGGCCGAAGAACAAAGAUGUCCGCCCCUGAAUUAUCUGUUGGCUCACCACCAUGAUUUCCCUCAACUUUCUCUCAAACCCCAUCUCAAUCGCAGCUCUAUUACUGCUGAUUUCCAUUUCUGUAAGCCAGAUUAUAGCUCGAAAACUGAGGGCCAAGAAGUAUCAUCCAAUUGCAGGAACUGUGUUUCACCAGCUCCUCAAUUUCCACCGAUUGCAUCAUUACAUGACAGAUCUUGCUGGAAAGUAUAAAACAUACAGGCUUCUCGGCCCCUUCAGGGAUGAGGUUUAUACUUCCAACCCAGAAAAUGUUGAGUAUAUUCUCAAAACCCACUUCGAGAAUUUUGGCAAGGGGGAAUAUAACCACAAAAUCCUUAAGGAUCUUCUUGGUGAUGGGAUUUUCACAGUUGAUGGAGAGAAAUGGCGUCAGCAGAGGAAGGUUUCAAGCUACGAGUUCUCUACAAAAGUUCUAAGGGAUUAUAGCAGUGCCAUCUUCAGAAAAACUGCGGUUAAACUAGCUGGUAUCGUGUCCGAAGCUGCUAUUUCGAACAAAGUCAUCGAUAUUCAAGGUCUACUUAUGAAAUCAGCUCUAGAUUCAAUACUUCAAGUGUCAUUUGGAAUUGAUAUAGAAGAUAGCAUUCAAGGAUCAGACGAAGAAAUCACGAAAUUUUCCACUGCUUUCGACACAUCAAGUUCAAUGACACUUUGGCGAUAUGUUGAUGUAUUCUGGCCAAUCAAGAAGGCUCUGAAUAUUGGGUCAGAAGGUACCUUAAAAAAAAACAUGAGCAUUGUUGAUGAGUACAUAUAUAAGCUCAUCCACAACGCACUCGGACAGAGGGACAAGUUGGGCAACAACACUGCUGUGAGAAAAGAAAACAUCGUGUCGAGGUUUUUGCAAGCGGAAAACUCUGAUGCAACAUUUUUAAGAGAUAUUAUUCUUAGUUUUGUCAUAGCUGGAAAGGACACGACAGCUAUUACUCUUGCUUGGUUCGUUUACAUGCUUUGCAAGCAUCCUGAAGUGCAGGAAAGAGUAGCUAGAGAGAUCAAGGACGUGACGAAUGUCGAAGACAGUACGACUUCUGCCGAGUUUGCAGGAAGCUUGACUGAAGAAGCUCUGGAGAAGAUGCAGUUUCUCACUGCAGCUAUAAAUGAAACUCUUAGACUCUAUCCUCCUGUUCCAGUGGACGCAAAGAUUUGCUUGUCUGAUGAUACACUGCCGGAUGGAUUCAGUGUGAGAAAAGGAGAUAUGGUGGCAUACCAACCAUAUGCAAUGGGUAGGAUGAAAUUUAUAUGGGGCGAGGAUGCCGACCAAUUCCGACCUGACAGGUGGCUCAACGGAGAUGGAAUUUUGCAGCCUCAGAGCCCUUUCAAAUUUACCGCCUUUCAGGCAGGGCCACGCAUUUGUUUGGGAAAAGAGUUCGCAUACAGGCAGAUGAAGAUCCUGUCAUCUAUAUCAUUGAGAUUUUUUAUUUUCAAAAUGAGUGAUGAUAACAAAAUUGUUAUGUAUAAACCAAUGAUCAAUCUUCUCAUAGAUGGAGGCCUUCAAGUUUAUGCUAUUCCUAGACCUCCAUACUAGUUCACUUCACUACCAUAUUUUAUCAAUACAUCUCUCCUUAAAAGAAUACCCCAUGCUUGUAAUUGCAUUUAAAGAAUAAUAAUAACAAUCAAGUAAUUGCUAUUUUUAAUUUA
This is a messenger RNA of Momordica charantia (bitter melon), 1777 nucleotides long. RefSeq names its product cytochrome P450 704C1. The record is from RefSeq and is a predicted model, not a curated record. Gene Ontology annotation, molecular function: monooxygenase activity; oxidoreductase activity, acting on paired donors, with incorporation or reduction of molecular oxygen; heme binding. Lineage: Eukaryota; Viridiplantae; Streptophyta; Magnoliopsida; Cucurbitales; Cucurbitaceae.